GCGGGGCGUUGGUCCCGGUUAAAGGGGAAACUUGACAGCCCGCCGCGCCGCUCCGCGCCGUGCUGCUCCGCUCCGUGCCGCACCGCACCGCACCACCCCGGCCGCUCCGCGCCGCUCCGCAACGCUCCGGCCGCCCCACGCACCUCGGCCCCGCGACCUCUGCCCAAGACUACCACCAAGAUGCUACUUUUGCUGCUGGGGAUCAUCGUGCUCCACGUCUCCGUGCUGGUUCUCCUCUUCAUCUCCACCAUCGUUAGUCAAUGGCUCGUGGGUGUUGGACACACGGCAGACCUCUGGCAGAACUGCACCACCGGUAGCGUCUUCCACUGCCUGACGUCGUCCACGAACGAGUGGCUGCAGUCUGUCCAGGCAAUGAUGAUCCUGUCCAUCAUCUUCAGUAUCUUGUCCUUAUUCCUGUUCUUCUGCCAGCUAUUUACGCUCACCAAGGGGGGACGAUUUUACGUUACUGGAAUCUUCCAAAUCCUUGCUGGGCUCUGCGUGAUGAGUGGCGCAGCCAUCUUCACAGUGAGGCACACGGACUGGCAGCAAGCCUCGGCUGACAUCUCCUUCGGCUUUGCCUAUAUCCUGGCCUGGGUGGCCUUCCCACUGGCCCUCAUCAGCGGUGUCAUCUACAUCAUCUUACGGAAGCGCGAGUGAUCCCACGGGAGGCGGCGUGGCGAUACAAGGGCACUCAUGAUGUCCAUGGAGGAGACGGAGGCGGGGGAAAAUAGACGAGAAAACGGAAAAGAAAAUUAACAAAAAAAAAAAAAAAACACAGAAAAGGAAUAAACCCUCCCACCAAAACCAAACCCAACCAACCCCAAAAGGAAACAUACAAAGGGUUACUUGUUAAUUGAAGAUGUAUAUAGUAUCUAUGGUUUAAAAAACCUAUUUAUAACACUUUUUACAUAUAUGUACAUAGUAUUGUUUGCUUUUGUUGACCAUACACUAUGUUUUAAAGCCUAAGAAAGUGCCUAAGGAACUAUUACUCUUAACAGUGUAACAAGAGCGCAGUGAUUUUUCUCUCAUGCAAAAUCCACUUUGACCUGAACCUUCCUUCCCAACCCGAAGCAAACCAUCAGAAAAAAACCCAGCUCUGACCGAUUUUGCGUUGGCGUAAAUCAGUGCUGCUCCACUGAACAGUGUGGCGUUACACCCCUUCACACCAGCUGGAGGGUUGGCCCCCACUCCUCCCUCAUGCUGUGAUCCUGAUAACCAAAGUGCAUGUACAGGUAUGAUGGGAGACACUUCCAAAAGGUUUGAGAGCUUCCGGAGCAGAAGGUUUAAUUGUCAAAAGUGCCUAAAUGACUUACAUGCCUAAGUCCCAUUGCCUUGCCGCCACACCCAAUUGGGAAUUUGGGCUUCUAAAUCACUUAGGUGCAAUUGCAGCCUGGCUCAGCAGCUCCUCCGGGCCUCUUCGUCCCUGCAGGGCUGGUUUGGGGGCUCUGGUGGGUCACCUGCACUGAGCCAAAGUGCUGGGAACUGUCACUCAUGACCUUGAAGUGUACUUUCGCCUUCCCAUGUAGAUAAACUAUCGAUGAGAAAGACGCAACCCCAGUAUAUCUAAGAAAUGAAAUACCAGAUAUAUGAAAUGGUGCUAUCUAUUUACCAUUCCUUAUAUUGCUAGCCAUUUAACCUUUAUUCACUGGAAAUUCAGUUAACAACCUUGAGGUAAACAACAAUGCUAGAAAGAAGAAAUAAUUAUGUAAUAUAAAUGACCUAUAACUGCUUUUGUACUUAGAUGACUUGCUCUUACUAUUAUUUUUAAUAAAGCAUUUAUAACCAAGGUUCCUUUUUCUCCCCCCGUGGUCAAGAGGAACAGAAACAGCUCUGAGUGGAGCCUCGUUGGUCUCCACUGCCGGAGCAUGAUGUCUGUCCUCCUCUCUGUGCGUCCGAGAUGUGUCUGGCAAUGAAUUGAAUGGGCGGCCUGCUGCAGCCUCUCCUAGGUUGCCUUCUGAGGACUCCAGACACCACUGUGUUGCUUCCUUUUUUUUUUUUUUUUUUUUUUGCUUUGCUUUUCUGAUUUUAUACCGACUGUGUGGACUAAGAAGCAAUGAAAUAAAAGUCAGAAUAACUCA
Messenger RNA from Rhea pennata, 2078 nucleotides. RefSeq names its product peripheral myelin protein 22 (gene PMP22). Gene Ontology annotation, cellular component: plasma membrane. NCBI's taxonomy places the organism in Eukaryota, Metazoa, Chordata, Aves, Rheiformes, Rheidae. The record is from RefSeq and is a predicted model, not a curated record. Gene Ontology annotation, biological process: myelin assembly. The transcript has 5 exons. Bases 181 to 657 code for a protein of 158 amino acids.